AUGCGCCGCGCGGAGGCGAUUAAGCACAACAACCGCGUGAACGUGUACGUGCGCGUGCGCGCGUUCCGCGAAGACGAGACGAGCGGGGACAUGGGUCAGCUGGCGGUGAACAUGGACGACAGCGCUGUGGAGGUGACGGUGCCGAAGAAGGGCCGCUUCACGUUUGGGUUCGACGGCUGCUUCUGGAGCAACGACCGUGCAUGCCCGUCUGGGAAGGCGUCGGCGUCGCAGGAGGACGUGUUCGACGAGGUCGGGCGGCCGCUUGUGGAGAACGCGCUGGCGGGGUACAACGCUGCUGUGAUGGCGUACGGGCAGACGGGGAGCGGGAAGACGUACACGUCGUUCGGGCCGCCGGGGUCGAUCGGGACGUCGCAGGAGGGCCUGAUUCCGCGCGUAUGCAACAUGAUCUUCUCGCGCGCGGCAAACAGCGCGCAGAAGGGCGUGACGUACACGGUGUCUGUGUCGAUGCUGGAGGUGUACCUGGAGGACGUGUUUGACCUGCUGAACCACCGCAAGCAGCUGAGUGUGCGGAACGACUUCACGAGCAACACGUUCAGCGUUGUUGGGCAGAAGACGGUGCCCGUGAACAGCUACAUGGACGUGCUUGCGGUGCUGAACAAGGCCGAGCCGCUGCGGACGUUCGCGGCGACGAGCAUCCACGACCACUCAUCGCGCGCGCACACGCUAUUCAUGCUGGAGGUGCAGACGCACUUCGACGCGCCGGAUCUUGCACCGCGGUGCGCGAAGAUCCUGCUUGCGGAUCUCGCAGGGAGCGAGCGGAUCCGGCUUGCGGGAACGGAGGAGGGGCUUGCGUUCGAGCAGGCGCGCAACAUCAACCUGUCGCUGCUGGCGCUGGGGUCGUGCAUCGAGGCGGUUGCGACGCGUGGGCGGGGCAACUCGCGGCCGAUCCCGGAGUUUCGCAACAGCACGCUGACGAAGCUGCUGAAGGACUACAUUGGCGGGAACAGCAUCUCGACGAUGAUGGUGACGAUCUCGCCGAGCGAGCGCGACGCGAACCUGUCUGUGCAGACGCUGCGGUUUGCUGACCGCGCGAAGCAGAUCACGACGCACGCGCACGUGAACACGGUGGACCCGCAGCAGGCGAAGCAGGACGGGAGCGAGCUGGGCGACCGGUGGCGCGACGAGUACCUGCGGAAGAAGGAGGCGCUGUACGCGGAGUACCAACUGAAGGGGACCAUCGAGAAGCUGCUUGCGCGGAUCGCGGAACUGGAGGCGAGGCUGCGUGAGUGCGCGGACGACGAGCUUGCGCUGCACCUGACGACGGAGAUCGAGGAGCUGCAGAAGGCGCUGACGGAGGCGGACUACCAGAUGGGGCUGCAGCGGCAGAUCCUGUACGGCGAGUUCCUGAUGCUGGAGGACGAGCUGCGCGAGCUGAAUACGAAGAUGCAGGAGAUGAAGGAGGAGCACGAGGAGGCGAUGGAGGGGCUUCUUGGCGAGGAGGCCGGGCGGUUCGAGGAGAUGAAGCGCGGGUACGAGGCGCGGCUGCGCGCGCUCCAGAGCGAGAGCGACGCUGCGCUUGCUGCGUCCACGGACGAGAUCGCUGCGCUGCGGCGCCUGGUGGCGGAGCUGCAGGAGCGCCUCGCGGCGAAGGAGACGGAGUGCGCAGACCUUGCGGACCGGCUGAGUGCGCUACAGGCGAAGUACGACGCUGACACUUGCGCCGGCGAGCGCGCGCGCAUUGAACUGGAAGCGCAGCUGGAGGAGUCGGAUAAGCAACUGGGCGAGCUGACGGAGCGCCAGGCCCGGCUGAACGCGGCAAUGGAGAGCACCGCGGAGACGCUGCAGGAGACAUCCGCGAAGCUCGCUGACACCGAGGAGACGCUGCAGGAGACGUCCGCGAAGCUCGCUGACACCGAGGAGACGCUGCAGGAGACGUCCGCGAAGCUCGCCGACACCGAGGAGACGCUGCAGGAGACGUCCGCGAAGCUCGCUGACACCGAGGAGACGCUUUCAGCGGAGAUCGCGUCGUUGGCGGAGCAGCUUGGUGUGGCGCACACUUUAUGUGAGCAGCAGGGCGCGUACAUGAACCAGCUGCUGACGUACGUGAGCGCAGCAUACAACGUGACUCUGGAUGGGAUGACGGAGGUGCAGGCGACAGCUGUGGCUGAUAUCCUGAGGCAGUGCGACUAUGCACUUCGCUCUGUGGCGCAGGCUGCCAGUGACGAGGUGGAGCACGUAAAGGAGAUGUACAAUAUGGUCGACGGCAACUACAAGGAGACGGCAGCGCGCUUGGAUAUACUGCGCCGCAUUCUGGGAAAGAUCGAUCAGGAUGUCAAGGAGGCGAGCGUGGAGAUCGACGCACCGGAGCGGCGGCAGACCUGCUCUUUACACCCGACGCCGCGGCGCUUGGGCGACGUCUCGAACCGCGAGAACAGCAUGGAACGGAAGGCAUCCAUGUGUUAG
This is a messenger RNA of Leishmania major strain Friedlin, 2424 nucleotides long. RefSeq names its product putative kinesin. The transcript has a single exon. The record is from RefSeq and is a predicted model, not a curated record. Lineage: Eukaryota; Euglenozoa; Kinetoplastea; Trypanosomatida; Trypanosomatidae. Gene Ontology annotation, molecular function: plus-end-directed microtubule motor activity; microtubule binding; ATP binding. Bases 1 to 2424 code for a protein of 807 amino acids. Gene Ontology annotation, biological process: microtubule-based movement.